Molecule: messenger RNA, 1431 nt
Organism: Ceratitis capitata (Mediterranean fruit fly)
Lineage: Eukaryota; Metazoa; Arthropoda; Insecta; Diptera; Tephritidae
Product: ribonuclease kappa-B-like
Molecular function (GO): RNA endonuclease activity
Source: RefSeq, marked provisional
UCUUGGCGAAUUUCUUCAACAGCAAAUCGACGACGACUGAAAAUUUGCAAGUUUUCCUUGUGGAAAAUCAUACGAGAUUCGAAAAGAAAAAUCAAAUCCUACGUUUUCGAAGAAAGGCAUUGAAGUACGUCAGCAAAAAUGAAAAUUUGUGGUCCAAAAUUGUCGCUCUGCGGUUUGAUUAUCUCCGUCUGGGGAAUCAUACAAUUGGUGCUGAUGGGUCUUUUCUUCUACAUAAAUAGUGUUGCGCUUAUUGAGGAUUUACCUAUUGAUGAAGAAUUUAAUUCAGUUGAAGAAUUCUAUACUGCUGCCACUAGUGCGUACAAUCAGAACGCCUACAACUGUUGGAUUGCCGCGUGCAUCUAUGUGCUUACGCUUCUAUUAAGCGCACAACAAUUCUAUGUCAACAGCAGAGCAACUGCCAAUUAAAUUGGGGAAGGAACAUCAUGCAACAGUUCGCAGAAUAUGCAAACAAAAGUACAUACCUUUUCAUAUACAAACACUUGUUAAGUUCGUUGGUUCGUUGACGUACUCCGGCCUAAGUUAUAACUCCAUCAUCAUGUGGCAGAUUAAGCAAAUGCAGGCUUUAUCAAACCAUAUUCAUGAUCAAAAAUAUACCAACAUAAAUUAUGAUGACGUUAAGCAACAACAAAUAUAUAUUAAGAACAUGUCUGCAGUAGCUGUUCCAUCACCACUAAAUCAUCGGCGUGGUCGUCGUCGUCGCCGUUGUUGUUUAUUAAUAUUAUAAUUUUUCAUUAAGUAAGCGAUGUCUGCAGUUAAUCAAUGCAAGAAUAUAAUUUUAAUAAUCAACAUUGAAUAACUGUGCACAUUAUUUACAUUUCCACCCAUUGGCAUUCGAAUGACGAUCUUUUUUUUUUUUUGGAUAAAAUCUCGUAUGAAAUUAACAAAAUUCAGCUUCAGUUAAAACCAACAGUUUGUUACUAACUUUUCGUUCUUUAAAAAUAAUUUUCCCAAAACUUAACUGUAAACACAUUCCAUGAUCGUCUCAGCGCUCUCAGUAUGCCCGUUAACAUUUUGAUUUCAGCUGUAUUACACACGCUUUGCUUUAGCUAAGCACAUUAAAAGUAUUUUUUUUUUCUUAUAUUUAUUUGUAUUUUUUUCGACGCUUAAGGAAAUUCACUGGCAGUCAACCGCUUCAAAACUACUUCAGCGUAUUUGUUCAAAAGUUCUUUUGGAAAGUCAACACUACUAUAUAUUUUUUUUAUAAUACUGUUCAAAUAAAUGCACAUUUUGUUUUUAUAAAAAAAGAAUAAUUUCAGUCAUGCUCCUCGAUGUGUGUUUGUGUGGGUAAAAAUUAAAAUACGUUCUGAUUAAAAAAUGUGCAUUUUAUUCUUGAUUUUAUUAUCUCUUCUUGUAAAAGUUAAAUAAAUCGUGUAAAUUAGUUUAAAAAAAUUAUAAAACUACAUAUAUAUA